AAACCUAAAAUGGAAGUUUCGACAACCAUCUUUGGUUUCAUUGUCUAGGCCGAAGAGAGGGUUUUCUUAAUUUCUGGGUUUCUUCUUCUUCCUCCUGAAACCAAAGGACCAAAGGCUACACCGUACUGGAACAGCUCUCCUCUUAUUUGCACUGAAGAUGGGUUUUUGGACUUUGCUCGAAGGCCUUCUGCUAUUUGCAAAUGCAUUGGCAAUUCUGAACGAAGACCGGUUUCUUGCUCCAAGAGGGUGGACUUUGUUAGAACUACAAGGAGGAAGGAGAAAUUCAUUGAAGGGGCAGAUCAUAGGGCUUAUACAUGCAUGCCAGUUCUUGAGACUACCACUCAUACUUUUUAAUAUUGUAACAAUUGUUGUGAAGAUGUUCUUUGGCUGAGGCUUUGAUCAAUUGCAAGAGAAACUCAAAAUAGGUGUGUACAUUGUUUCUGCUUCAUUGAGGGAGAGUGUGUUUGAUGACAUAAUUUAGUGGGUUAAUCCCAAAUUUCAGUGAAAUGCAUAAUCAGUCAAUAUUUAAUCUCAUAGAUUGUAUCUGAAUGUUUAAUAUUUACAAAGUUGACCAAUUUCUUAAACCACAA
Molecule: messenger RNA, 590 nt
Organism: Humulus lupulus (European hop)
Lineage: Eukaryota; Viridiplantae; Streptophyta; Magnoliopsida; Rosales; Cannabaceae
Exons: 2
Coding region: 158-391 (77 amino acids)
Biological process (GO): endoplasmic reticulum to Golgi vesicle-mediated transport
Cellular component (GO): COPII-coated ER to Golgi transport vesicle; endoplasmic reticulum membrane; Golgi membrane
Source: RefSeq, a predicted model, not a curated record